GUUAUUCCUCCCCCAACGACGGUGGUGUCAGGCGCUGGUUCUCCUCGUGAUCUCUCUUCGUGGUCGGCAGAAGAGAGGAGAUACUCGCAGUGGCAUCACCCUUAAUUACCUCUCAUUAACGAGAUGCUGAGGCUAAUGACCCCCCACGCUUUCCUCCUCGGUCUCGCGGUCUUCCUGGUGGGCGUGAGUGGGCUUCUGGAUGAGGGCGUGGGCGUGUGGGCGGGGAAGAGCGGCGUCGGAGAAGGGGCACUGAGAAAGGGGCGUGUCAGGAGGGUGGAGCCUAAGUUUGUGACGCCUCAUAAGCCUGAAAACCGCCGCCGACAUGACUGGAACAUGUUCGACGAGGAAGGGGAAUCCCCGACGCGUAGAAAACGAGCACCGAAGAAAACGAGAAGAAUGGCUGCCGAGGAAAAAUACAAAUUCGAAAUGGAAAAGCGAAAGAAGAUGGACAGGCGCAAGAGGAAUGCGAGAAGAACAGAAAAUGAGGGAGAAUGGAUAGGUGAAGGAGAGAGAAGGAGAAUGAGGAAAGUGAGAAGAACAGAAAAUGAAGGAGAAUGGAUGGGCGAAGGAGAGAGAAGGAGAAUGAGGAAAGUGAGAAGAGCAGAAGAUGAAGACGAACGGAGGGGUAAAGGAGAGAGAAAGAGAAUGAGAGGAGGAAAGGAGGGAGAAUCGAAGAAUGCAGGAGAGAAAAGGGGACGCAACGAAGAGAAUAGAGCAAAAAAGAGAGGAGGAGGAGGAGGAGGAGGAGGAGGACAAAGAGGAAAGAAACAAGAAGGAACGGUAAUAAAUAAUGGAAAGCGAGUAUCAGGUAAAGUAAAAUACGGCAGAAAGAAGGGAGAAAAAAUGAAGAAGAAGACAGAAGAAGCGAAUAAAGAGAGAAAGAAAGAAGUCAAAAAGAUGACAAAGAAGGUAGAUGACGCCAUGCGAAGGAAAGUCGCGACGAAAGACAAAGAUGAGAAGAAUAAGAAUAAGAAUAAGAAAGAGAAAGGAAGUAGAGAGGAAACGUAUGUUUUGGGAGAAGUUACAACGAAGUUUAGCUCGGGCUCAAAAGGAAAGUGCAUUGCAACGGGCGCAGUUCUCGGAAAAGAUUCGGUGGUGCUGUACACGACCAAUCAGAAAAAGAAGAGCAAGUGUAAAAUAAAGAUUAGGGGCAAGAAGGGCACAAAACUGACGAUGCAGUGCAGUCGUUUUUCACUCGAGGACAGCGGUUGCAACGCCGAGAUGUUGCAAGUGGUCGACAAGGGAAGCAAAGAAACAACCAAAUUCUGCCAAGUCGACAACCCGGGCAACACGUUUUCCUUGUCAACCAAAAACCAAAUUCAACUCAAAUACAACAAGAAGAAAUUCAGGAAGAAGGACAAGGAAAUCAGUUUGGGUUUCGUGUGCAAAGUGGCCGUCGAAGGUUCGACCCAAGCUGACCUCCUUCUGGGAAAUGAGGCCGACUGUGGGAAAACCUUUGACUUGGAGGUCGGCCAGUCAGCUGUGGUUGCGUCGACGGCCUCGGGAGGGAGCUGUUCCAUCGAUAUUAAUGGCAAGUCCGGAUCUGUUCUCAGCAUUGAAUGUCCUUACCUGAAUUUCAAAAGGAAAUGCAGAGCUGAGGAUCUUUUCGUCGAAGAUAUGAACGAUUAUGAGAGCUUUAGACUGUGCAAAGGCUCCACUGAUCUGCCGUUCACCGUUACGACGUCCAGGAUGAAGUUAACUUACAAUAGGGACAAGGCUACGCAGUGGGGAGACUUCGUUUGCCGGAUUACAGCUGUUGGUACCCAGGAAACAAGUGCAGGUUCAUCGGACACAAAAUUUCCCACACCUGCUACAACACCUGCUCUGACGCCCGUCGGCUUCCCUUGA
Messenger RNA from Penaeus indicus, 1848 nucleotides. RefSeq lists its product as uncharacterized. Lineage: Eukaryota; Metazoa; Arthropoda; Malacostraca; Decapoda; Penaeidae. The coding region runs from base 124 to 1848 and encodes 574 amino acids. The record is from RefSeq and is a predicted model, not a curated record. The transcript is spliced from 10 exons.